Manis javanica (Malayan pangolin) is the source of this 4098-nucleotide messenger RNA. The record is from RefSeq and is a predicted model, not a curated record. Lineage: Eukaryota; Metazoa; Chordata; Mammalia; Pholidota; Manidae.
AAUAUGGAUUGAAAUGAGGUUCUAGAUAUUUCCUUUGUAUAAAAAGAGGUUUUUGUUCUUUGUAGUAAUUAUAUGGGCUCAUUGCAGGGAAAAUUAGAACAAUUCAAAAGGGAACAAAGCAAAUUUUAAAACACCAGAAAGAUAAAAGCAGUUUGCUCAUUAUCCUUCUAGACAAUUCUCCAGGUAGAUCUGCACAAACUGAAAACAAAUGAGAUCUUUCUGUACAUGCUAUUCUGUAAUUUGACUUUAUUUACUCAACACCAUGUUUUGGAGAGGCGUUUAUCACUGUACAUAUAGACCUGUGUUACCAUUUUAAUGGCUUCACAGUGCUCUGUAAAGUCCAGGUCUCCUAAUUUCCUUACGAAUAUGUUCCUUUUUUGAAACGUUACACUCAUGAUGGGUUGGUAAAUGCUGACUGAAGAUGUAUCCGUCCUGGCUGGCAGGAGACUCUGAGGAGGAAAUGGGGCCUGUUGCCGGGUCUCUGAUCCUGGCUGGAAGGAACAUCAUGCUGGUAGCCCAGAAGCUCCAUCUUCAGCCGGAGUGUCAGAGCCUCCGGGAGGAGCUAGUGAUCACAGCUCAGCAGAUUCUGAGGCUGAUUCAGGCAGAGCUGGCUGGCUGGUCUCAACAGAGCUCAUUGCUGGGAAGCAUGGGGGUGGCCAGUCAUUCCCACAAUGGACACCUGCCCGAGAGGGAGAAACCUGCCUACGUUUCUGCCAGAGCUCAUUACCAAUUUAACCAAUGCGAAAAUUGGAAGAGGCAAAGCCAGAGAGCGUGGCCUGGGCUUGAGAGGAGGAGGGGAAAGAAGGGCAGGUUCCUGGAAGUGUCUGGGCACCAGCCGUGCACUGGGGGACGAGAGCCGUCCAAACGGGCCGAGAGCCGUCCAAACGGGCAGAGCCGGGAAGGACUUCAAAGGCACUUCCCGGACCGGCCAUCCGGAGGCCGCAUCCUCCUCACCCCACAGGAAGGCCUUCCUAAGUGCCCCUCAGCACCCUUUCCUGACCUCGUUGGUCCUGUUCUGGACUGCAGGUGGGCCCUCCGACCCCCAACCGGGCUUCACGUUGGUCGCGGCUCCCAUUUACGAGGUGUGACCUUCUUCCACCGGCCUGAAGUGACACGGUCUCGGCCUCGGGCGUUAGGGGAUGGGACGGGUGGGAGGCGGUGGGGCGGUCGCUGUGGCUCUGAAGGUGCAGCUGCCCCGGCAGGUCCUGCCUUUGGAGGCCGCGGGGCUGGGGCGCCGGGUCCCCGGCAGGCCAGAUCCCCCUCCAAGCGGCGAUGUCCCCCGCCGGCUGCCCGCGCCAGGCCCAGGCCCCGCACCCCACCGCAAACUCUGCAGCCCCUCCCUGCCCCUUACCGCGACCAGGUGCUCAGAGAGGCUCGUUGGACCGCGCUUUGCUGCCCCCGGCCGCAAACGGGCCGCGAUGGACAGGCCUCCGCGGCGGGCCUCGGUCCCCGAGCCCCUGGCCUGGAGCGCCUCCUGGCCUGUCUGGGAUUUCUCCACAGUCCCGAGUUCCUGAGCGGGUCCGUUCAGGAAAUGACCGAGCGGGCGGUGAGAGGUGGAGAGUCCGGAGAGCUUCCCCGGCUCGUGGCACACUUACAGGGUCAGGCCUCACACGUAAUGCGGGUGGUGAGCGGUAGGUAUUUGGCCCAACACCGAGUUCACAUUUUCCGGAACGGCCUGAGAGCCCUCACCCAGCAGCUGCAGCAGUCUUCCCUGGGCCUGAGGUGAGGGCUGCUGCCCAGUGGUUCAGGUGGGCACAGCCCUCUGGGCACAGAUGCAGUUCUAACCUUGGCCAAACAUGGGAUCUAUUCGGCUCGGCGCAUCCAGCAGCGGCUGGACAGGACUAAGCACGCAGAUAUCCUCAGCCCCCUUCAGGACCAAGCCCGAAGGUGUAGCAUUGCCAAAACACAGACUAACUUCAUUCUCUCCAGCCUCCAGAACUCCACAGCUCCAGCACUGAAACACCAGGUGGUGUUUGAGUUGGGGAAAAGGGACCCAGGUACCACCUCUCCAUGGAGCGACAUUCUUUCCCACCACUUGAUUCCACAUGGGGGGACCACGCCAUGCCCUGCCACCAGCAAACACACCCUUGCUAGAGAGAGCCAGAGCCACCAGGCAGUGAUCUCAGCUAGCACCAGCCUGCAGGAGCAGGAUGUGGAUGCGGCUCAAGACACCCUGGCUGGGGAGGGACUACGGGGGUUAGAGAGGAUGACUGGACUCCAAGAAAGACCAACACUGGCAUCUUCUAUUAUUGACCUAGCAAGGGCACACUGCAUAACUGCCAGAACUGAUAGGCUUCUGGAAAUGGCUCUCCAGCUGUCUGGGAGAACCAGGGAAACCAGGCAGGCUUUGGUAGCCAUGGCUGGUGACUGGUACCCUCUAUGUCAACAGCUAUCUUGUCACGACCCAGAAUCUGAUCUUCCAGGGAGCAUGGCUGUGUUCAUGGAGGUGCAGCGGAAUUUAGCCUCAAUGGUUCAACGAGCAGCCAAAAGUGAGCCUGUAGGUAACAAGGACCGUAAUUCAACUGGGCAUCGAGAAGCACAUUUACAAAUGCGAGGCAGACUGGAGGAGGUGGAAACCCAUGCUAAGCAGUGUUUGGACAUAGCUCUGGCCUCUGGUGGCUUCCACGAGUUGUGGGAGGAGAGCAUUGAGAACAGCUGUCUUCUGUGGUUAGUGGCUGUCCAAGACCUGCUCCAGUGCUUGCUCAGCAGGCUAGAAGGCCUCUUCCUACUGCCCCUGAGACAGGCCGUGAAGGACCAGCAGAGGCUGCAGGAAGGGCUGGCUCAGGCAACUCAUGUUUCUCAGACUGCCAGGCUGUCGGGCCUACUGUGCGGGAAUAUCCAAGUAAAGGGUGAGGUCUCCCUUCUGCGCAGGGAAGUACAUGUGCUCACGGAUGUCCUGCUGGAUGUGGCACAGAUCCUGGGCUCCUCCCCCAAGCCAUCUCCCAGCUGGUCCACAUGCUUUGAACUUCUCUGCUUGGAGCUCACCCUUCGAGCCAAGGCCCUGACCAGCCACCUCAGCAGCAUCAGUGCAGACUGUGAAUCUGCCUUCCUAGAUGCCUUCUUCCCAAGGUUCUUUGCCUGCAAAGACCCCCAAAUGGGGCCAGAGAGCUCCCUGGAAAGAAUGGUGUCUGGCAUCCAAGCUGUGCAGGGAAUUGUGGCAGGAGAUCAGGAGUCAGAGUCCUGCCAGAAAGACUUUCUUGUGGCUCUGGAGGACAUUCUUGUCCUCACCAGAAAGGUGGCUCAGAGGGUCCCUGUGCUCUGAGAGCACCCAGAGGAGAGGGGAAUGCACAUCCUGGACUGGCUGCAGUGGGAGCAGACAGCCAAGGCCCACCAUGCUGUGGCCCAGCUCCAGGCCUGGAAAGGUGGUCACACCAAAGCCUGGAGACCCCUGACACAGUGCUUGAAGCCCAGUGAUAGACAGGACCCUGCCCAGUCCCAGCUCCACCAUGGGGAGGAGCUUCAGGAGCAGCUGCAGUGGGCAACAUGGGUUCUCAAAGUGUCACCCCAGGAGACAGCCCAGGGAGCUUAGCGGGACCUGCACUGCCAAUCCAGCCAUCACUUGGGCAGGGGCAGCAGACCUGGACACAGUAGGAAGUCAGUAUCUUUCCUCCCCUGCCCUGACGCCACCAAAACCCACUGCCAGUUUCCAGAAAAAGCUGCCUUGGUGCCCAUGUAUGCAAUUCCCAUCUGGCAGGCAGCACUGUGCUGCUGUUGAGUCUGAAACCAGGAAUCACACUGCCUGGGCUGCACCUGACGCUACCAUUUCCUGGCUCUGAGACCUCAGAGAAGCUUCCCACCUAUAUGUCAAAAUUCUACUCUAGAAAAUGGGAACACUGACACUUUCCUGGUGGAGGAUUAAGGAGCGCAUUUGAGUAAAGUACUUGGAUUUGCCAGGCGUAUAGUAAGUGUCCUGCAAGUCGUGGCUACAGUUAUGGACCUCGGUGAAGUCUUCCUACUCCCCCAAGUGACAGUAGCUCGCCUGACUGACAGCACUCCUCGAAUCAGACUGCUUCAUGCCGCCUUGACCUCAGUGAUGUUACCUCCCUGCUGCAAUCAGGGUUCCUUUAUUUGCAAAUGGCCAGAAUCCAAUCUGAAUCA